ACCUUUAUCUUCUAACAUAUCUGAAUCCCAGCCGACUCGUUAACUAACCCAUUUCACAAGUUUGGAUAUUCAUUUGACCAAGUCCAGGCCAGCCGAAUCUAAUAUGCAGACAAAAGGUAUAUAAAACGUGUUACUGGGAAGCCGAUCGAAUUACACCGGAAUGCUUAUCCUGGACUGGGCCAUGGCCAAUAAGGCAAUAAUUAACCAUGGAUUUUAAUAAUUAAUCAGUUGGAACUCCUUUCUAUAUAAACCAGAUAAUGGAUAUGGAACUGCUCCACCAAAAACACACUAGCAUCGCUAAUUACUCCAAUAACUUCAUACCCUUUUCAUUGCCUCUUCCUUUACUUAGUUCUUCAUCCCUCAUCAUUGUUACUACAGUUUGCAAUGGCACACCAGCUUGCUUUCCUGGCCUGUUUGGUAGCUCUUGCCGCUUGUGCAGGUCUCACAUUGGCCGAAGAACCUGCCAACCUUCAGUAUUUCUGCGUGGCAAGUCCUAACGCCAAUGUAAGGAUGAAUGGAUUGGCAUGUAAGGAUACUAUGACGGUUCGGGCGAGCGAUUUUGUAUUUAACGGGCUCCACAUUCCGGGGCUUAACACGCUCGAAAUCUCGAUGGUGGGCUUGAGGGUCACCCCGGUUUCCGUGACCCAAAUUCUGGGGCUUAACACGCUCGGAAUCUCGAUGGUUCGGAUUGACUAUCCUCCGUGGGGUAUCAACUCUCUGCACACUCACCCUCGUGGCACCGAGAUCCUGACCGUGAUCGAAGGCACUCUUGUAGUUGGGUUCGUCACGUCAAAUCCUGAGAAACCGACACAUUACCAAGGUGCUUAAAAAGGGAGUGUAAAAGUCUAUGAACGGUAAAGAAGCAAAAAGGACAACACACGAUUUACGUGGUUUCCCCGUUCGAGGUGAACGGGACUACUCCACAAAGAACUUGAGGCUCUCGGGCUGAAAAUUAUUAUUCUUCCUCGGUUCACUGUUACAGUUCGGCUGCUGCCCUAGCCGAAUUACUUAAAGAAACAAAAGCCAGCCCU
Linum trigynum is the source of this 1031-nucleotide messenger RNA. NCBI's taxonomy places the organism in Eukaryota, Viridiplantae, Streptophyta, Magnoliopsida, Malpighiales, Linaceae. The record is from the annotation of a GenBank genome assembly.